Schistocerca gregaria is the source of this 1259-nucleotide messenger RNA. RefSeq lists its product as uncharacterized. Gene Ontology annotation, biological process: proteasome-mediated ubiquitin-dependent protein catabolic process. The record is from RefSeq and is a predicted model, not a curated record. Gene Ontology annotation, molecular function: polyubiquitin modification-dependent protein binding. The coding region runs from base 34 to 1227 and encodes 397 amino acids. Gene Ontology annotation, cellular component: proteasome regulatory particle, base subcomplex; cytosol; nucleus. NCBI's taxonomy places the organism in Eukaryota, Metazoa, Arthropoda, Insecta, Orthoptera, Acrididae. The transcript has 4 exons.
UUUUCGACAAAAAAUUUAGUUGGAGCUCAAGUUAUGUCUAACGAAGCCUGUAUUAUCAUCAUUGAUAAUUCAGAACUGUCGAGAAACAGCGAUUUUACGCCUACGAGAUUUCAGGCCCAGGUGGACGCCAUUACGCUCAUCAGUCGCAACAAAACUGCGGCUAAUCCAGAAAAUGUUGUGGGGCUUGUUGAUACGACGGGACCGACCUGUCACAUGUCGCUGGUCACCGACAGGAAUAUAGGAAAGCUGCUGUCGAAUCUCCACAAAAUUAAAAUCAAGGGAGAGACGAACUUUUUAGGUUCUGUCAAAGUCGCUCAGCUGGCGCUGAAGUAUCGACAGAACAAACGUCAAGAUCAGAGAAUUGUGGCAUUCAUUGGCAGUCCCGUGUCCGAACCCGAGUCCGAGCUGAAGUUGUUCGCGAUGAAGCUGAAGAGGAACGGAAUCAAGGUGGACGUGGUUUCGUUCGGAGAAUACGGGGCGAACGCAGAAAAACUCAGGGCGUUUGUAGAUGAAGUCGACAACGGUGGAAAUUCCCACUACGUUGAGAUUUUGGGAAACGGCUCCGCGAGCUUGACGGAGGCGCUGGCCAACACGCAGGUGUUCGCAGAAGACAUGGUCGCUACGGUGGGCGACAACUUGGACGACGCCGUGUUCCAGAUGGUCCUGAGAAUGUCCCUAGAAGAAGCGCAGUCUUCCGGCGCGAUUCCUCCCCCAGGGGAAGAAAACACGAACCAGAGCUCAAGCGGCAUUGCGGAGUCUCUGAAUGGCGAUAUCAUGGCUCAGGACAGCGACAUGUUGGCGCAGACGAUCGCCAUGUCCAUAGAAGACACGAACUCGGCAAACAACGGAAUGGACAUCGAUCUGUCUAAUGUCGAGGAUCCAGACUUGGCGCUGGUCCUGCACCUCUCCAUGCAAGACGCUCAACCUUCUUCCAGGCCAGAGGGAGAAAGCAGAAACGACGAACAAAAGGCGGACUCCAUGGAUGUCGAAACAAGCGCUCCCGACGCACAUUUUGCAUCUAACGACCACCCGAACUCGUCGUCCUCUACAUCCCCCACGGACACAAGGGGAAACCAACAAGACUCGUCCAGUACGUCCGAACUCAUGAGUAACAUCAUCCGUAACCUCCCGGGAAUAGAUCCUAGCGACUCAGACAUUCAAAACCUGCUAUCCCUUCUUCAAGAAGAAAAAGAAAAAAAAGAUAAAGAUCACAAAGACCAUCACUAAAUAGACACCCGCCGUAUGUGUAUGUAUAUAUG